AUGUACAUUUGUCGGUCAUUUGUUAAGAUGCGGCCAAGAAAACGUCCUAAUGCUUUUGAUGAUGCGACAGACGAAGUGAUUUGCAGAGAGGAGUUGGUGCAUUUGCGCCAACUGGUGGAUUCGUUGGCAAAACAGGUUGCUACAGUGAUGAACCAACAACAGGAAUUGUUGGGUGGCUCUUACGGGAAAGACGCUGACGUGAGUGGCACGAGAACCACACCAUCGAUUGGUGGAGCGGCAGCGGGUCAUGGGGUUGCUGGCAUUGGUGAUGUAACGGUGGGACACGGAGCAGGGAGUGGUGCUGCCGCCAGUCCAUAUGAUUCCAAAUCCAACAAAAAAUUUCGCAGCGGGUUUGAUGGGGAUGAAUCCAGACAAGUGGAAGCGGAUGUUAAUGAUAAGUACUCGGUACCCAAUACCACCAUUCACACAUUUGCCAAGUCUGGAGAUCUUUCUGGCUUUAAGAGGUUACUUCAGGACGACCCUUCUCGUCUUUGUGAGAGAAGCGUAUUUCUGGCACAGACACCACUACAUAUUUCAGCCGAUAACAAUAAAGUUGAGAUAGUCAAGUAUUUGCUUGACUGGAAAGGACCAGGCAAGGUCGAGUUGGAAGCUAAAAAUGUUUAUGGUGAGACUCCAUUACAUCUGGCGGCUAAGAAUGGAUGCCACGAGGUAGCAAGGAUGCUUCUAUCUCAGCAUGCCAACAUCGAAGCCAAAACCAUUAACGGUUGGACUCCAUUGCAUCUUUCUGUUUUCUAUGCCCUAGAAUCUGGAGAGUACUCGACAAUGACGACAUUGUUAGAUUACAAUGCUAAUUGCUUUGCAGAAGAUAAGCGGGGUUUGAUUCCUUUACACUAUGUCCCUGAUACUCUAGAUAAUGAAGAAUUGCGCAGACUCUCCCCAAAUUUUGAAGUGCAGAGACACCAUGCUUACAUUGAAGAUACGCACAGUGGAGGGCAAGGAAUAUUAGACAAGCUUGACUGUGAAUUAUCAAAGCUAGUGGGACUACAUGAGCUUAAAGUGCAACUUCGGAAGUGGGCGAAAGGGAUGAUUUUGGACAAGAAGCGCUGGUCUAUGGGGAUAGAUCUUGGGCCACGGAAAGCACCUCACAUGGUAUUCCUUGGAAAUCCUGGUACAGGAAAGACUACUGUAGCCCGCGUUCUUGGUAAACUACUCCAUUCUGUGGGUUUUCUUUCUUCAAAUAGUGUAACUGAAGUUCAAAGAACGGAUUUGGUGGGGGAAUAUCUUGGUCAAACCGGAUCAAAGACUAGAGAAAAGAUUGAAGAGGCCAAGGGGGGUAUUUUAUUUGUGGAUGAAGCAUACCGUUUAGUAAUCAAACAGACAGUAGGUUACCAAGAUUAUGGGGUGGAAGCUUUAGAGGAGAUCAUGUCUGUAUUGGAAGAUGGAGAUAUAUUAGUAAUUUUCGCCGGUUACACUAAACCAAUGAAGCGUGUAAUGUCUUCAAACGAAGGAUUAUGCAGAAGGGUAACACAUUUCUUCCAUUUUGAUGAUUUUAGUUCCCGGGACCUUGCCGAGAUUGUGCAAGUAAAGAUGACUAAACAAAAGCAGGGGAGCCAAUUCUACGGAUUCAAGUUGCAUCCUUUCUGUACUUUAGAAGCUAUAACUGCAGUCAUAGAGAAAGGAAGUACAGUAAAGCUGCGUAACAAAAUGAAUGGGGGAUUAGUCGAUCAUAUACUAACUAAUGCGAAAGAAAAUUUGGAUACAAGACUUAGUCUCGACUGCGAAGGUUAUGAGUUACUUACGAUCACAUUAAACGAUUUAGAGGUUGGACUUCAACAAUUAUCGUCACGUGUAAAUAUUGACUGA
Molecule: messenger RNA, 1824 nt
Organism: Fraxinus pennsylvanica
Lineage: Eukaryota; Viridiplantae; Streptophyta; Magnoliopsida; Lamiales; Oleaceae
Source: the annotation of a GenBank genome assembly